ACUACAAAAUUAUCAAAACCCUGAACCUCAGCUCAAGCGCAAAGUCGCGUCUCCUUCUUUACCGUCUCCUCUCGUCCCUGGUAGAGAACUCGAAGUUCGCAGUUGGUCUCGAUUUCUUCCAUCUUUUGCCGCCCCCUGAUGGCGUCCACGCGAGUCGCAUUCCCAACCAGGAACAGUUUGUGUGGAACAGAAACAACUCCGCUCGCUUCUCUCUUGCCAAGAGAACAUUCAAGACGCGGUCGUCGUCUUCUUCGCAAUCGAUCCGCCACAGUGACCAUGUCGGUGUCGCCCAUCCCUCAGACCCACCUUCAAGUCCAAGCUUCUAAGAAACUAGACAUACCCAUCAUGGUGAACAGUUGUUUGGGCAAAAUGGGGAAGGCUGUUAUAAAAGCAGCGGAAUCUGCAGGACUUGAUCUUAUCCCCAUGUCAUUUGGCCAUGCCAAAGAGGCUGGAAAAACCGUAGAGGUGUGUGGAAAAGAGAUAAAGGUGCACGGGCCUUCAGAUAGAGAAAGCGUUCUGGCCUCGGUCUUUCGUGAACACCCAAAUAUGAUCGUGGUCGACUACACUGUGCCUGAUGCAGUGAACAGUAACGCCGAGCUGUAUUGCAAUGUUGGAGUUCCAUUUGUCAUUGGAACUACUGGAGGGGACAGGGACCGGCUUUACAAAACAGUCGAAGAUUCAAAUGUAUAUGCAGUAAUUUCCCCACAAAUGGGGAAACAGGUUGUGGCAUUUCUUGCAGCGAUGGAAAUUAUGGCAGAGCAAUUUCCAGGGGCCUUCUCUGGGUAUUCUCUAAAGGUGAUGGAGUCCCAUCAAUCAAGCAAAUUGGACACAUCUGGAACAGCUAAGGCGGUAAUUUCUUGCUUCAAGAAGUUGGGAGCGUCUUUUGACAUGGAUCAGAUCCAGAUGAUCCGUGAUCCUGAACAACAAAUGGAGAUGGUGGGAGUUCCAGAAGAGCAUUUGUCUGGUCAUGCUUUCCAUUUGUAUCAUCUGUCAUCGCCCGAUGAAACAGUCUCUUUUGAGUUUCAGCAUAAUGUUUGUGGUAGAUCAAUAUACGCCGAGGGCACAGUUGAUGCUGUGUUGUUUUUAGCCAAGAAGAUCCAGCAGAAGACAGACCAGCGUAUAUACAAUAUGAUUGAUGUGUUGCGUGAGGGUAGCAUGCGCUGAUACUAGUUUCAUGCUGAGUUUUCUUGUGCAGCGGCAUUUAUCUUUCAGGUCAGCUGUAUUGUCUUAGUUCUGUGUUGUAGUCUCAACUCUUCUCGUUCUUAUAAUUAUAAUAAUUAUUAGUUUUUGUUUGGCA
Messenger RNA from Rhodamnia argentea, 1297 nucleotides. RefSeq names its product 4-hydroxy-tetrahydrodipicolinate reductase 1, chloroplastic. NCBI's taxonomy places the organism in Eukaryota, Viridiplantae, Streptophyta, Magnoliopsida, Myrtales, Myrtaceae. Gene Ontology annotation, cellular component: chloroplast stroma. The record is from RefSeq and is a predicted model, not a curated record. The transcript has 8 exons. The coding region runs from base 139 to 1164 and encodes 341 amino acids. Gene Ontology annotation, molecular function: 4-hydroxy-tetrahydrodipicolinate reductase activity; NADPH binding.